UUCAAAGAACGUUGCAUAAAUUUAGAUAUAUUCUAUAUUUUAAGGUUCAAAUUAGCAGUGAGCAUAUACUUUACAAGCUUUUGAUUGCAUCAAAUCAAUACGAAAUCAUUGAUAAGUGUAAAUCUAGCAUAAGUUCGUCUUGAAACUCUUCUAACUGGAGAUUGAAAAAGACGAACGCUGCCAAGGACAGGACAAGCUAGGAAAUGGGAAUGUCCUCUAUACAACCACAUGGAAUGGGAUGAAUCUCACGAAAACAUUUUGAAUGUUUAUGUGAAAAGGAUUAAAGGCGAACAAAUACUGUGUUAAAGGAAUACAUUAUAGCAACACAAUAAAAUGUCCAGGUGGAAUUCAGCAAAACGCCUUGUUUUAUAUGGCCUAGCUGCAGGUGGCGUUGGAACAGCAUCAGUAUACAUGAUAUCAAAUAGGAGGAAGCAUAUUGCACAGGAUAACCCAAAUGUAUCUGCUGAGAGGUUGAACCAGCCCCUGCCUACAAGAGAGGAACAACUGGCCUCCCUGGAAAAUGACCAGUUUGAUGUGUUGGUGAUAGGAGGAGGAGCCACAGGGGCAGGAGUUGCUUUAGAUACUACAAGCAGAGGUUUGAAGACUGCCCUUGUGGAAAAGUUUGAUUUUUCUUCUGGGACAAGCAGUCGCAGUACAAAGUUAAUUCAUGGAGGAGUGCGUUACCUACAAAAGGCAGUUUUUAAUUUGGAUUUGGAACAGUACCGAAUGGUGAAAGAAGCCUUAGCAGAAAGGGCGAACCUCCUAAAGAUUGCUCCACAUCUCUCGUAUCCAUUGCCCAUUAUGUUGCCUAUCUACAAAUGGUGGCUUGUUCCUUACUACUGGGCAGGAAUCAAGUGCUAUGAUUUGGUGGCAGGAAAACAAACACUGAAAUCAAGUUAUCUGCUUUCAAAGAGUCAAGCCUUAGAACUAUUUCCAAUGUUGAAGAAGGACCAAUUGGUGAAUGCUUUGGUGUAUUAUGAUGGUCAGCAUAAUGAUGCCAGAAUGAACAUUGCCAUUGCCCUAACUGCUGCUAGACUUGGGGCCUCCAUUGCCAAUCAUGUUGAGGUGACAGAAAUUUUGAAAAGUGAAGAUGAAAAUGGGAAGCUUGUCUGCAGUGGUGCCAAGAUGAAAGACCGCAUUACAGGCAAAGAGUUUGAGGUCAAAGCUAAAUGUGUGAUCAAUGCCACUGGGCCAUACACAGAUUUAAUCAGAACUAAAGAUGACAAAACAAUACCCAAAAUUUGCCAGCCCAGUUCAGGAGUUCAUGUUGUACUACCAGAUUAUUACAGCCCAGAGAGAAUGGGUCUCCUAGAUCCAUCUACCAGUGAUGGCAGAGUAAUUUUCUUUUUACCAUGGCAGAAGGCCACUCUGGCAGGUACAACUGAUAGGAAAUGUGAAGUCACAGACAACCCUAGUCCAUCAGAAGAAGAGAUUGCUUUUAUUUUACGUGAAAUUCAAAAAUAUCUUGGCCCAGAUGUAGAAGUGCGCCGUGGUGAUGUGCUGUCUGCAUGGAGUGGCAUUAGACCCUUGGUGUUAGACCCCAAUGCUAAAGAUACUCAGUCUAUUGCCAGGAAUCACAUUAUUGAAGUCAGUGGAACCAACCUCAUCACUAUUGCAGGUGGUAAAUGGACAACUUACCGCAGUAUGGCAGAGGAGACUGUGGACAAGGCCAUAGCUGUCUGCAAUCUCAAGCCCAAAAAUGGAUGUGUGACUAAGGGCCUGUUACUUGAUGGUGCUGCUGGCUGGACUCCUACUAUGUUUAUCAAGCUGGUGCAGGAUUUUGGUCUGGAGAAUGAGGUUGCUCAACACCUCGCUGACACCUAUGGUGAUAAAGCUUUCAAAGUAGCUAAGAUGUGCUCUCUGACUGGAAAGAGGUGGCCUGUGGUGGGCAAGAGAUUGCAUGAAGAGUUCCCUUAUUUGGAGGCAGAGGUCCGUUAUGCGUGUCGUGAAUAUGCAAGGACAGCUGUGGAUGUGAUUGCACGGCGGACAAGACUCUCCUUCCUAAAUGUCCAUGCCUGUGAGGAGUCCUUGCCAAGAAUUGUGGAAAUUAUGGGAGAAGAGUUGGGUUGGAAUGCUGCAAAAAAGAAGGAGGAAAUUGAGCAUGCCACAGUAUUCCUCAGAAAAGAAAUGGGUCUACAGCUAGGCAAAGGACUGAGGGAUAUACCUGUCAACCUUAGCAAGGGAGACAUAGAUAAAUACAUGAAGAAGUUCCGUGAGCUAGAUGGAGACAACAAGGGCUACAUUACAGUUAAUGAUAUCAGGAAACAUUUGAAGGAAGAGCCAGAUUUAUACUUAAGGAAAUCUGGUGAGCGUGUGACUGGUGAACAGCUCCAUGAUAUUCUCAAUGACGUGGACCUUGCUAAAAAUGGACAAGUUUCCACUGGAGAGUUUUUGCAGUUGAUGCAUGCCAUUCAAACUGGAGCUGUGGCACACAGUCGUUUAGCUACUGCCACUGGGUUAGACAAAGAGAGGAAAGCCAUCCCUGUCAACCGCAGUGGUGGAGGGGUGUAAAGUAGAACACUGUAUGGAGUUCCGAGUCUGUCUUCAAGCAUCAACUUUCUGACAUGGUUCUGAACCAUAGUCAUCAGAAUCUUAACAUUAAUUCAAGAGACGUUUUUUUGGAAUGAAAAAAAAAUGUUUGUUUAAUAUUGUAUAAACGGUUCUCAGCACAACAGUUGUAUGAAUUACAAAUUUCAGAGCACCGCGCCAGGUCAGAUAUGAAGAAUACUCCCAAAGAUGAAAAUAACCUCAAAUUAUCUGGAUACAGGCUUCCCAAUAAAAGAUCAACAUAUUAUAAUAAGCUUCAUUAGAAUUCCAGUUGCAUUUUUUUUUUUUUUUGAUCAGGUGUCUUUCUUACUUUUGAGCACUUCUUAGAAAAUUGGUUUAUAAUUUUUAACUUGAGUUUCUUGUUGUACAUCUUUUGUAGGGCAAUGUUUUUAAUUUUGAUAUGCUAAGACUUAAUUUGACAGCAUUUUCUUUCCUAGGUGUAAAAAUAAACUGCCAUUUAAAUUUU
Lingula anatina is the source of this 3013-nucleotide messenger RNA. RefSeq names its product glycerol-3-phosphate dehydrogenase, mitochondrial. NCBI's taxonomy places the organism in Eukaryota, Metazoa, Brachiopoda, Lingulata, Lingulida, Lingulidae. Gene Ontology annotation, cellular component: mitochondrion. Gene Ontology annotation, biological process: glycerol-3-phosphate metabolic process. Gene Ontology annotation, molecular function: glycerol-3-phosphate dehydrogenase (quinone) activity; calcium ion binding. The record is from RefSeq and is a predicted model, not a curated record.